Xenopus laevis (African clawed frog) is the source of this 553-nucleotide messenger RNA. It is a transcript of the gene tmem256.L, whose product is annotated as transmembrane protein 256 L homeolog. NCBI's taxonomy places the organism in Eukaryota, Metazoa, Chordata, Amphibia, Anura, Pipidae. The coding region runs from base 76 to 420 and encodes 114 amino acids. The record is from RefSeq and is a predicted model, not a curated record. The transcript is spliced from 4 exons. Gene Ontology annotation, cellular component: membrane.
GCCUAUUGGCCUCCGUCUGAAGGUGGGCGUGGAAAUCAGCAACAAGGAACGUGAGAGAUUUCCGGGUGAACAAACAUGGCGGCUCCUAAGUUGUGGCGGCGCCUUGGGGCUGUGUCUGGGGCUCUCGCGGUGACAGCGGGCGCUUAUGGAGCUCAUGGUCUCAGGACGAGCGACCGGGACGAUUACCUGAAAGAGCUCUUUGCAACUGCCAAUCACUAUCACUUCCUGCACAGCCUGGCAUUACUGGCAGUACCACACUGUCGCCGCCCACUGCUGGCCGGCUCAUUGCUGACAUCGGGAUUGGUUCUUUUCAGUGGAACGUUCUAUUAUCAGGCUCUGACGGGGGACCCCACUCUGACCAAAGCGGCACCUCUGGGUGGCAUCUUACUGAUUUGUGGAUGGGCAGCUCUGGCAUUGUGAUGGCCAAUCAGCUGCUCUGUGGGGGAGGGAGGAACAGAAAAGGGGGUGCUACAGUGGUCUCCCCAGGAAUCCUCUUCCCCAAGCACAAGCACUGUAUCACUCUCACUUGUAAUUAAAGGGAAAGUUUUGUGUA